AUGGCACCACCAUUCCUUAGCCGUCCCGAGAUUCAACACCUCGUUGGAAACUUCUUGGUCGAUUUCUACAAUCGUGAGGACGUCGAAAAUUGGGAAGAUGUGCAAAGAGCCACCAUCGAUGCUAUGGGAGGGAUCAUCGUCCAGCUUGCUCGGGGGCACGCGCAGGCGCAAAUGGAAGGUACCCACACCUCUCCGGAACCGAUGGACUUGGACAAUGGUGAGGCUGUACAACCUGAAGAAGCAGAUUCAGAUGACACUUCGGAUCCAGAUGACUUUGUGAGAGACGACAUCCCUCCCCAGGCACUCAAGAACACUUCCGAUUCCCCAGAAAAGCCCGAUUCAGGCUCGGAUUUUGAGAGCUCUGCUUCGAAGAAUCCUCGCAGCGGUAAAGGAGCAAUCAAGACUAAGAACACCCCACGGAAGAACGCCAAGGUAAAGUCUGACCGUGUUGCAAGCCUCGAGGCACGCAAGACGAACCGGUGUGUUUUAGGAUGUGACUUGGGCUACACGACGACGGAUCGUCUCAAGAGACAUUACAAAUCUCACCACCCCGGUUGGGAGAACGCAGUUGUGGCUGCUGGCCAGACCAUUUUUGCCAAUCAGCGCAGCUACACGAAGCGAGACACAUGA
Molecule: messenger RNA, 630 nt
Organism: Colletotrichum fioriniae
Lineage: Eukaryota; Fungi; Ascomycota; Sordariomycetes; Glomerellales; Glomerellaceae
Source: RefSeq, a predicted model, not a curated record